Molecule: messenger RNA, 4464 nt
Organism: Dentiscutata erythropus
Lineage: Eukaryota; Fungi; Glomeromycota; Glomeromycetes; Diversisporales; Gigasporaceae
Source: the annotation of a GenBank genome assembly
AUGGAUAAUAACAUAAUAGUACAUGAACAAUGGCGACCGAUUCUAGGAAAUGAAAUAAUUUUGGUAGAACCUAACGAUUAUGUUAAACUUGGUGUUAUUAUCUCUAACCAAAGAUUAACAGACGUAGAAGAAAAUGGAGACAGAGAAAAAAAUAGAGACGUAGAAAAAAAUGGAGACAUAGAAAAAAAUGGAGACAUAGAAGAAAAUGGGGGCAUAGAAAAAAAUGAAGACAUAGAAAAAAUGGAAACCUUAUCCCAAUACCCAAUCACAUUUCCCUUAAUUAUUCCCAAAUUGAACGAAGCGAAAGAAUUUAAUGUGAUGCUUCCUUUGUACACUGGACCAAUCAUAAAAUGGGAACCGAGUCCUGGAAUGAUAAUUGAAAACCGUCUUUUCAGUGAUCCAUUCAAACUAAUCGUUGCUAUUCGUAUUGGAAAAAAUUCACCCGGAAAGAGUACAAUUCUUAAUCGUUUAAUGACUUCUGAUUAUAUGUUUUCUUCAAAAUGUGAUCCCGGGGCAAAAUUUGGAGCCCCAUAUAUGGUUAACGGAAGUGUAGAGUUUACUUGGUUGACUCAAGAAACUUGUAAAAUGGAUCUAUGGAACGAGGUUUUUAAAGAUUAUUAUCAAAAUAAAAAAAAAGAAAUUGUAUUACUUGCAAAUUUACACGGCCAUGCUUUAGAUUAUCAAGAUCAAAUUCGAUUUUUAAAUCUAUUACCUUCAAGUUUCAUAGUUUUUAUAAUGCCUGAUUAUACAAUAAAACAAAUAAAUAGCCUUGAAGCUCUAAUUGGUUCUAAAAAAUAUAUAUAUGCUAGUGUAAAUCAUAAUGGAAAAGAAAGAGAUUGUAUAGUUAUUAACACUAAAAAAUUGAUCGAAGAACAUACACUAAGCAAAGUGCGCAAGAUGUUCAGAGAAGCCUUAAAUUUUGAUAGCGAUAGCGCUUCAUUCAAUAUUUACAAAUUGGAAUUAGGAACAUCGCUUAAAAUGGUUGAAGGAAUAGAGCUUUCUGAGUCACAAGAAUUGAUAAAUUUUGUUAAAACAAAAACUUGUCAUUAUACUAAACUGAAUAUUAUGCAACUACAAAAAGGAAAUGAGAAUCAUUCGUAUAUUUGGCAAGAUAAUGAUGAAUUGAAAGAAUUGAUAAAAUUAUAUAUCAGCAUACUGACAUUGCCCCAUGGUAAAAGAAGAAGAGCUCUGACGCAUGUUGGAAGAGAAAUAUCCAGAAUUUCUAUGGAGGAGUCUUCUGAAUUUCGAAAUCAAGCUAUAUUGAAAAGGAUAGAAUUAUCUAAGUCUAGUUUGGUUAAUAAGGAUGAGGAUAGAGAGAUGAUUCAAAAUGAAAUUAGAAAACUUUGGACAGAAGUGGAUAAUAAAAGUUUGGGUUUAGAACACUUUUACCGUGUAUUAGGACAAUUAUACAAGUUUAGAAUUAGUGAUUUAAAUGGCAUAAACUUUUUGGAUCUACCUGAAUUUUACGCAGAAUUACUGAUUGAUGGUCACACUAUAGAAUUGUUAAAUGGCGAUGCAGGUACUAUACCGGAAGCUUGGUUCUCAGCUAUUUGUAGUCAUGUUUGUAGAAAGUUUAAUGAUCUUCGAGUUUAUGUGAUCAGCAUAAUUGGCUUACAAUCAUCUGGAAAGUCGACUCUCUUAAAUGCACUUUUUGGAUGCAGAUUUGCCGUUUCAGUAGGGCGUUGUACUAAGGGUCUUUUCAUGAGAUUACUAUUUUUGGAAGAAGAUUUAUGCAAGCAACUCGGUGUAGAUGCAUUUAUCGUAAUUGAUACCGAAGGUCUUGGCGCAAUUGAAAAAAUAGAUCCAGUAAAGAACGAUAGAAUAUUGGUAACGUUCGCGAUGGGUAUAAGUAAUUUAACUAUUAUAAACGUACUCGGAGAAUCGAUGAGAGACUUGACAGAUAUGUUACAAAUUGCAAUAGUUACGAUGGCACGUCUUGAAAAAGCUGAGAUUGCACCUGACAUUAAAAUGGUACAACAUAUUUCAGAACGAAAUAAAGAAAAGCUAUCCGAACCAGAAGAAAGUUUUCGCACAGCUCUACAGGAAGCUUUGAAAAUAACUGUAGAACAAGAUAUGGAGAUGGGACUUUUUAAUGCAGAGUGCCUUAAAAUUCUUGAUAAAAGAAUAAAAGAUGGUAAAUUCCUUAAACAGUUUCGACCAUUUAAGAAUGGUGCUACUGUACAUGCGCCACCAUCGGAGCAAUAUCAUGAAGACAUUGUUGAUUUAUAUAAUUCUAUACUUGACGAUUGCAAAAACUUACAAAGAAAAUUUAAAUUUGAAGAAUGGCAUACAAUAAUUCAAAGUUAUUGGAGCGCAGUAUCACAUGAAGAUUUUGCUGUACGUUUUAAAAAUAUCAAAGAAAUAUAUAAAUUUAUCGAGCAUGGAAAAUACACGGAAAAAGUAAAAGAAGCAAUAAGUGAGUCAUUUUUACAACAUGAGGAACGAGUCAUGCAAGUAAUUCGUGCUAAGCUUCAAGGAUGGUCGUGCGAUAAUAAAUUGAAUGAAAAUUCAGAUCUUCGCAAUAGUGAACUAAAGUUUAUUUUAUCUUGUAAUAUACAAAGAGAUGCCGACUGUGAGGAAUGUAAAAAAGCAAAUAACAAAUUAAAUGAAUUUGAAAAGUACCUAAAGGAAGAGAAUAAUCAAAAGUUUUAUAUAGAGAACAAGCAAACCAUCAACAACUAUAUUGAGCUUAAUAGUCAAUCUGCAUCAUCAAAGCUUGUGCAUAUAGUAGAAGCCAAUUUUAUUCAGAAAGGUUAUUCGUCACAGUUUUUAAAUAUUAUAAACAAAGCUUUGGAAGAUAUAAGGAAUAAAACAAAUGGAAAAUUUUCUGAUGAUGAAAUUACACAAAAAAUUACAGAAAUUUGGAAUUUAUUGCGAAAUAAUACAUCAUCAAAUUACCCGGUUACUCCAAUAGAGGAUAUAAUAUAUUCUGAGGUCAAAUCUGCAUACUCUAGUUGGUUAUCGAUCAUGUCAAUUGACAAUGAAUACAAAGACGGAAUCAUUCCAGAUUUACAUGAAUAUGGACCGAUAACAAAACGAGUUUUACCAAAACAAGAUAUCGAUAUUAUUGAAGAAAAACUUGAUAAUUUGACAGAUUUAAUUUUAAAAGAAAAACCUCAACAUUUUUAUAAUGGUAUAGUGAAUGACCUCAAAAGUAAAAUAGAAAAAACGUUUUCUGAUUAUUCAAGUAUUUUUAAAUCUUUUCCUUUGUUUAAACGUCAAGCUCACAUUUAUGCCUUGUUAAAAUUUAAAUUAAAAUUGAUAGAAUAUCAGAAAAUAUGGGAUGAAGAAAAUCAUCCACUUUACAUACUUGAUCAAAAGAAAGAAGAAUACUCUAAUAUUAUUAAAGCUCGGCUUCAGCAUGAAUCUACACUUGUUUCUGAAGCAUAUAUAGUUGCUGACUAUUUAUUAAGAGUUAUUCAUAAAAAAGCAAUGAAAGCAGGGAAUUGUGCACUCAAAGAUGCAGUAAAGAAGAUUCCAUGGUUGACUCGUACAGAGACAGUAAGAUUAAAGUAUUUUGAAGAACUCGCUAAGGAAGUUCAAAAUGGCUAUAAAGAAAAUGCUUUAAAUCAUUUCAAAAAUCCGAAACAUCAUUUUGAAAGUUGGUUCAAGUCUACUAUUGAUAAUGUUGUAGAUGAGAAUCCGGAGCAUAAAUACAAUUAUACUUUUAAAAGAGAGAUAAGCCAGGUUUAUAAUAAGAUUAGCAGCUGUAAAAAUUAUAAAGAAAUUAAAUUAUUUGUAAAUAAUUAUAUGACAAAAGUUGACAAAAUAGACUACAAAUUAGAUAUUGAGGACUCCGUAAUAUCCGAAAAUAAAGAUUUCAAAACCUUUUGUGAAAUUAUAAUAAAGGAGAUUAGUGUCAAAAUGGAUAAUUGCUAUUCAAACCAAGAAAAUAAAGAGCCUUUUAUAAAGUUAUCUGAUGAUAAAUCAAUUAUGAAAAUGCUUGGAUGCACUGAAAGUUGCUACUUUUGUGGUGCUUUGUGUUGGGGGUCUUUAGGACAUCACGAAAAUAGUGAUGAUUCGAAAAUUCACUAUACCAGUCAUCAGCCACGUGGCUUUAGAGGGACAAAGGAUCAAGAAACGAAAGAGCUAGUACCAACGGCAUGCCAUUGUAUACCAAAUGAUUACGAGGUUUGGUACCUUGGUAAAAGCGAUCCAACAGAAUGGUGCACUGCAAAAGAUAAAGAUUUUUCUAAUUGGAAAUUUAAACCUCAUUAUAAAAAAAUGUUUAAUGAUCUUAUGUGUUGGUUUUUUGUAAAGUUGCAUGAAGAUUUAGCAAAUUUUUAUAUAUCUGAGCCGGUAUCUCGUAAAAGUUUAAAAAGCUAUGGUUGGUUAAAUUUGGAUUAUGAUAAUAUUAUAAAUGCACUUAGGGCAGAAAUUUAUCCAACCGUGACUAAAUCUCCUACCCUUAUAGAUAUGCUAGUAACCUUUUUACGUCCAAGUAAAAGGUUAAAUAAUUGUUGA